This is a messenger RNA of Ruditapes philippinarum (Manila clam), 1217 nucleotides long. RefSeq names its product CD109 antigen-like. Gene Ontology annotation, cellular component: extracellular region. The record is from RefSeq and is a predicted model, not a curated record. Lineage: Eukaryota; Metazoa; Mollusca; Bivalvia; Venerida; Veneridae.
UUUUGCGACGACUGUCUCAAUCGACUUGACAAGUCCAUUAAAGAUGCCUCCAAUUUUUUAGCUAACAAUCUAGAGAAUCAGACAUCAGUCUAUACUGUUGCAAUAUCAGCUUAUGCAUUAACCAUAACUGACCAUAAUGGGGCGUGGCGUGCUAGAAAUAUGCUAGAUGACUUAUCUAAAGGCGGAACAGGACAAAUGUACUGGGAAGAGCGAAACAAACCUCCAACGUCAAUAUUUCACUUUGGACGAAAUACCCUUGCUGCAUCAAUUGAAAUGACAGCAUAUGGUUUGUUGGCGUUUGUUGAGUGGGGGUCUACUGUUAAGGGCUUACUAAUACAAAAAUGGUUAAUUGCUCAACGGAACCCAUAUGGUGGUUUUAUUUCUACACAGGAUACAGUAAUUGGUUUACAAGCUCUGUCUGAAAUGGCAGCUUCAGUAAACUCUGCUAGAGAUAUGACAAUAAAGUUGUCAUACACAGACAUUCGUCCUCGAGAAAAGACAUUCCGAAUAACUGAAAAUAAUGCAAUGAUUGUGCAGAUGGAGGAUCUGUCAACAGAUACAAGUAAGAUUAGCAUAUACGCCUGGGGAAAGAAGGGCUCAACAGCUAUUUUCACCGUAUCUUUAUUCUAUAACAUAAAUAUGGACCUUGAAGCCAGGAGUUUAAAACUGAACGUAACUGUACUCAAAGAAACAAUCAAUGGAUUUACAUUACGGUCGUGUGUCAGAUGGCUAGAAGAUGAAAUCAGUGGCAUGAUUGUUGUUGAAGUUGGUAUUCCGUCUGGUUUUGAAGCUAACAGGUGGAGCAUUUCUGAACAUAAGCUUCUCAAAAGGACUGAAAUAGAGGACAGGAAUGUCAUUCUUUACUAUGAUGAGGUUACUUAUGCGGAUAUAUGUACAGACAUUUCUGUUGUAAGGGACAAAAUGGUUGCACAAAUAAAACCGGUGCCUUGUAAGGCGUACGAGUACUAUGAACCAAGUAAUCAAGUUACUGUAUUCUACGAACCUUUGUCGGCAAAAAACUCGAAUAUCUGUAAUAUAUGCGGCAUUGAGUGUGGAUGUAACGUGACCGGGGAAAAACUUUGGUUCCCACAGAAAUGGUGCAAACAGAAGAUGAAAGGUUAAAACAGGAGAAAAUUAACACCCAUGACUGCAGCGGAAGUACUUAAAUUUUGAUUCAAAGCUGUAAUAUAGCAUAAAAUAAAUCUAAAAUAAAACGA